AUGCUAAUGUUGGAAGUUACCCAGGACAUUCUAAAAGAUCCUUCCGUUGUAUCAACCAAGGACAAAUUCUAUUUGGUUCCCCAGUUCAGUGGCAUUGUUGGUGGCAUGCCUCAGCUUUCAUAUGCCCCAAAUCUAUAUGAUGGGAAUCCUGGUCAGGGAUCAUUGGUGACAUCAGUUGGUAACCGGCCGGCCAGGCUAGUGCUCAAACAGCAGGGAGUUCAGCUUGGAGAAAAACAGCAGCAGCAAUCAGAAUUGGAGCAACAACUUCAGUCAUUCUGGGCAAACCAGCGCCAAGAGAUUGAGAGGCUUGCUGGCAUCAAGAGUCAUAACAGUCUUCCCUAUGCAAGGAUGAAGAAGAUUAUGAAGGCUGCUGAAGAUGCAACAAUGGUAUCAGCUGAGGCACCAAUUGUCUUUGCCAAGGCCUGUGUUUGGGAGCCUGGAAUCAAGCUCAGGAAACCAAAAGAAAGACGAUUCAAAAGAAUGAUAUUGCUUGCUGCAGCAGUUGCAAGAGCACAAUGA
This is a messenger RNA of Coffea eugenioides, 519 nucleotides long. RefSeq names its product nuclear transcription factor Y subunit C-9-like. NCBI's taxonomy places the organism in Eukaryota, Viridiplantae, Streptophyta, Magnoliopsida, Gentianales, Rubiaceae. Gene Ontology annotation, cellular component: nucleus. Bases 1 to 519 code for a protein of 172 amino acids. The transcript has a single exon. The record is from RefSeq and is a predicted model, not a curated record. Gene Ontology annotation, biological process: regulation of DNA-templated transcription. Gene Ontology annotation, molecular function: DNA-binding transcription activator activity, RNA polymerase II-specific; protein heterodimerization activity.